AUGGCUACUCCCUUUUCCCUCACGCAAGCAAUCCUCAUCUCCGAUCCCCUCGCCUACAAAUCAGCCACUCAGUCCCCGUUCCUCGCCCACGCUGCUCAAGGCCGCCUCUCCAAAAGCGUUCUUGGCCAAUGGCUCGCCAAUGACCGGCUGUAUAUUCAUGCAUACAUCCGUGGCGUGGGCCGUCUGCUGAGCUUUCUGCAGCUGCCUGAGGUGGUGAUCCCUCCUCGUGAUGAAGCUGCCGAGAGGAAAUAUUCGCCAAACGAAAAGCUGCUUCACUGGAUGAUUGACGCACUGGUCAACAUCCGUCGAGAAGAGGAUUUCUUCGUCCGCACCGCGGGCAAGUACGGCAUCGACGUGAAUCUACCUGCUGGCGCUGACGGCUGUGUUGCCGCCAGCUCCAAGCUCGAGGGCCUGCGCCGUUUCGAAGCCCUCUUCGACGGCAUCUCUCCCAACAGCGACGAGGGCGUGCUUCUUCCCUGGCUCGAAGCCGCCAUCAUCUUCUGGGCAACGGAAAAAUGCUACCUUGACGCCUGGUCCGGUGCCGCAGCCCGGCUCUCCACUCCCUCAGACAGCGAAGAAGACGCCGAUGGCGGGGCUCUCAGGCGGGAAUUCAUUCCGAACUGGAGCUCCAAGGAGUUUGCGCAGUUUGUCGACCAGCUGGGCGAGAUCAUCGACUCUGCGGUGCAGCGGGAGAUGGAGCUGCGUCGGGACGCGGACGAGGUUGUCAAGACGGUGUUGUUGGACAGAGCAUUGGCAAAGUGGCACGAGGUGUUGGCGGCGGAGAAUGCGUUUUGGCCGGCGAUGGAGGCGUGA
Messenger RNA from Trichoderma virens Gv29-8, 813 nucleotides. RefSeq lists its product as uncharacterized. The transcript has a single exon. The record is from RefSeq and is a predicted model, not a curated record. The coding region runs from base 1 to 813 and encodes 270 amino acids. Lineage: Eukaryota; Fungi; Ascomycota; Sordariomycetes; Hypocreales; Hypocreaceae.